AGGAUUUUACUUUUCUGUUCUAUCUACGUGUGCCUGUGUAAAGUCAUGCUUGCCUCUCUGAUCGGUUUCUUCCUUUUUUCCGUUCUUCUCGUGCGAAAGUUCUUCUGGAGAUCCAUUCGCAUCCUUAAACUGGUACCAGGACCUGCCGGAUAUCCCUUGAUAGGAAAUGUUCCGGAAAUUUUUUAUAAGAGUCCAGGUGAUCUAUUCACAAUGAUAAGAGAAUUCUCCACGAAAUAUUCGAUAUAUAGACUUUCAUUGGGAAGAGUCGAUAUAAUAAAUAUAGUAAAUCCAGAGGACAUUGAGCAAGUUUUAACGGGAUAUCAGCAUCUUUCCAAGAGCAAAUUGUAUACGUACUUCAAUUCAUGGUUGGGUACAGGACUUUUGACGAGCACAGGAGAAAAAUGGCAUAACCGCAGAAAACUCCUCACUCCUGCUUUUCACUUCAGGAUACUCCAACAAUUUUUUAUAGUCUUCAAAGAGGAAACUGAUAGAGUAAUUCGUAAAAUCGAAGAAAUUUCUGCUGAUAAAGAUUCCAUAGAUAUUAUGCCUAUCGUCACCCAAUUCACUCUACAAACUAUUGGAGAAACGGCGAUGGGUUUUAAAAACAUCGACGAGUCCAUCAUGAAUAUCUACAAGUGGAACGUCUUAAAGAUGGGAAAAAUUGUUAUAAAUCGCGUGAUAAGGCCUUGGUAUGACGAAGAUUUCAUUUAUAGACUCACCAAGUAUUACAGAGAAGAAAGAAGGGUCGCCGAAUGUCUUCACAACUUUUCGAGAACGGUGAUCGAACAAAGAAAGCGUACAUUUUCUGAAGAUUCAUUUUCUGAAAAUGCUGGAAGGAAGAAACGAUUACUGGACAUAUUGCUGAAGGCGAAAGAAGACGGAGCUGAUAUAGAUGAUGAUGGAAUAAGAGAAGAAGUGGACACUUUCAUGUUCGAGGGCCACGACACGACUGCUGCUGCUCUUUCUUUGAUUCUUAUGUUAUUAGCGGAUAAUCCUGUACACCAGGAGAAAGUAGCUGCGGAAAUAUCGGAAGUAGUCGGUCCAGAAUCGGACUUACUGUAUUCUGACACUCAGAAGCUUCCAUAUCUGGAACGCUGCAUCAAGGAAGGCCUGCGUCUAUAUCCCAGCGUCCCGAUGAUAUCAAGGACCGCAGGAUGCGAUUACGUGACGUCAUCAGGAUACAGGAUACCGGCUGGAACCACCUUGCACAUGCACAUCUUCGAUCUUCACCGCAAACCGGACAUUUAUCCGGAUCCGGAUCGAUUCGAUCCGGAUAGAUUUUUGAGGGAGAGCUGUGCGGGUAGACAUCCCUUCGCUUAUCUACCUUUCAGCGCUGGACCCAGAAACUGCAUAGGUCAAAAGUUCGCCAUGCUGGAAUUGAAAACUUUUAUUAUCGGAAUAAUAAGGACAUUCAGGAUGGAAGCAGUGACAAAACAAAGCGAUAUUGUCCUAGAAACAGAUUUCGUUCUUAAAACGUCGGAGCCGAUUAAAAUAAAAUUAGUGAAUGCAGUAAAAAAGAUGUCUGUUUUAGAAAAAAUGCCCCACUUAGUGAAAUUAGGGAUCUGGAUGGCAUUUUUCACACUUUUGUUGUUAAUUGGAAAAACGCUAUUCCGACAUCUUCGAAACAUCCUCGUCUUGCGGGCGAUUCCAUCGCCUCCGACUCCACCGAUUAUAGGCUUGGCCACUGAAUUUUUCAAAGAUACUCAGGAUGAAAUUUUCCGAAAAUGUCGUGAAUAUUCCAAGCUAUAUCGUCCAAUAUACAGAAUGUCCCUUUUUCACAUUGACGCCAUCAGUUUUGUGAACGCUGCGGACAUUGAGCUAGUGUUGUCCAGUUACUCUCAUCUACAAAAAAGCAAUACGUACUACUUUCUCAGAAGAUGGUUAGGAACAGGUCUUCUGACUAGCACUGGCGAUAAAUGGCAUGCACGAAGAAAACUACUGACUCCAACUUUCCAUUUCAAAAUUUUACAAGAUUUUCUUAAUGUUUUCAAUGAAGAAACCAACAAACUUGUGGGAAAAAUUGAAGCCAGCCUGGAGGAUUCCGGAAUUGAUAUCACGAGACAUAUCGAUAAUCUCACUCUUCAAAGUGUGGGCGAAACAGCUAUGGGCUUUGAUUUGGUUGAUGAAGGUAUACUCAUAGAUUAUCGACAGAAUCUGAGGAAAAUUGGAAAGAUCAUCAUAGAUCGAAUAACAUUUUGCUUGUAUAGAUUUGAUUUUAUCUACCGUUGGACACCACUAGCUCACGAAGAAAAAAUAGUCACACAAAGCCUGCACCGUUUUUCUGAAACUGUAAUCAGAAGGAGAAAAUUAAUGAGAAGAGGUAGUACCGUAGAAAGGAAGAGACUAGCUAUGUUGGAUCUGCUGCUCAAGUACAAAGAGGAAGGAGCAGAUAUCGAUGAUGAUGGAAUUAGAGAAGAAGUUGAUACCUUCUUAUUCGAAGGACAUGACACAACUGCCAUUGCUCUGUGCAUGUUAAUUAUUUUGCUGGCAAAUCACCAGGAUAUCCAGGAUAAAGUGAUAAAAGAAAUAGAAGAAGUUUUGGGAAGCAAGCCCAGAAACCCUACCCAUGAAGAUUUACCAAAAUUAGAAUAUCUGGAAUGCUGUAUCAAAGAAUCGUUGAGGCUUUAUCCCAGUGUUCCCACGAUAGGAAGAAUAGCUGGGGAAGAUUUCACAAGUUCAACAGGAUAUCAAAUUCCCAAAGGGACAAUAUUGUUGAUGCAAAUAUUCGACUUGCAUAGGGAUGCUUCCGUUUUUCCAGAUCCUGAAAAAUUCAAUCCUGAUAGAUUCAAAUCUGAGAACACAAAGGGACGGAAUCCUUUCACUUAUAUUCCUUUCAGUGCCGGACCACGAAAUUGCAUUGGUCAAAAAUUCGCAAUGUGGGAAAUCAAAGCUGUUAUUUGUGGUUUGUUGCAAAAUUUUCGACUUUUACCGGUGGAUACACCCACGGAUAUAAAAUUUUAUAUGGACCUCAUUCUGCGGACGAAUUGUCCGAUCAGAGUGAAAUUCGUCAAAAGACAGUGAUACACAGAUUCUUUUUCAUAUUAUGCUUAUAUACGUAGUAUCAAGAAAUUCGUAAUAAAAAUACAUAAUAAUUUA
Molecule: messenger RNA, 3096 nt
Organism: Coccinella septempunctata (seven-spotted ladybird)
Lineage: Eukaryota; Metazoa; Arthropoda; Insecta; Coleoptera; Coccinellidae
Exons: 16
Coding region: 46-3021 (991 amino acids)
Molecular function (GO): iron ion binding; heme binding; oxidoreductase activity, acting on paired donors, with incorporation or reduction of molecular oxygen
Source: RefSeq, a predicted model, not a curated record